Messenger RNA from Hyalella azteca, 1316 nucleotides. Its product is annotated as staphylocoagulase-like. NCBI's taxonomy places the organism in Eukaryota, Metazoa, Arthropoda, Malacostraca, Amphipoda, Hyalellidae. The record is from RefSeq and is a predicted model, not a curated record. The transcript is spliced from 2 exons. The annotation marks the transcript as partial.
GCACGUGGACGAGCCACCGCGGGAACCCCUCCCUCUGGACGCUUUCGGCCGCCCCAUCCUUCCCCCCGCUGGGGAAGGACCUUACCACAGACGUCCUCUGGAGGGGCGCGACAGAGAUGGACCUACCUUUGGAGCCCCUCUCCACCGCCCCUCUUCUGAGGAACGGUCGCGGGAUGGAAGGCCCUUUGGGGACCCUUACCGAGGGCGGGGCGAAGGUCCCCUCUACCGCGACGGUCGGGACCUUUACCGCGAUGGUCCCGACCAUCGGGCCGGGAUGCCCGAUGAUCGGGAUGGGAACAGAAAUUUCCCCUCCAGCGACCCUCUUCCUGCGCGAGGAGGUCCUCAUCACGGACGAGGGGGCCUGGACAGAGACCCUCACUUUGGACGAGGGGACAGAGAUACCUACUCUAGACGGGGGGGUUCAGAGAGGGAGCCGUCCCAUGGCAGGUCUCGUGACAGAGACGACAGAGAAACAAGACGUGUCUCUGAGCGACAGGACAAACCCCAGGAGCUGUGAGUGUGGCCAUGCUGCUCUGGGGUCUGACCCUCUGGGCAUGACUAAUGGGUCGGUCAAACCCUCUGAGCUUAACUUGCGGGUCAAACCCUCUGAGCUUAACUUAUGGGGCAAACCCUCUGAGCUUAACUUGCAGGUCAAACCCUCUGAGCUUAACUUGCAGGUCAAACCCUCUGAGCUUAACUUGCAGGUCAAACCCUCUGAGCUUAACUUGCAGGUCAAACCCUCUGAGCUUAACUUGCAGGUCAAACCCUCUGAGCUUAACUUGCAGGUCAAACCCUCUGAGCUUAACUUGCAGGUCAAACCCUCUGAGCUUAACUUGCAGGUCAAACCCUCUGAGCUUAACUUGCAGGUCAAACCCUCUGAGCUUAACUUGCAGGUCAAACCCUCUGAGCUUAACUUGCAGGUCAAACCCUCUGAGCUUAACUUGCAGGUCAAACCCUCUGAGCUUAACUUGCAGGUCAAACCCUCUGAGCUUAACUUGCAGGUCAAACCCUCUGAGCUUAACUUGCAGGUCAAACCCUCUGAGCUUAACUUGCAGGUCAAACCCUCUGAGCUUAACUUGCAGGUCAAACCCUCUGAGCUUAACUUGCAGGUCAAACCCUCUGAGCUUAACUUGCAGGUCAAACCCUCUGAGCUUAACUUGCAGGUCAAACCCUCUGAGCUUAACUUGCAGGUCAAACCCUCUGAGCUUAACUUGCAGACAGCGCGUAUCCUGUGUCUGGACGACUACUUCAUGGUGGAGAGCGAGACGACGGAGGUGGAGAGCGACACGGGCCGCAAGUUUAAGACCAAGGUGUGA